UCCCGGGCGGGCCGGGCGGGCGGGAGUGUCGCCGACGCCCGGGGUCCCGCCCUCGCCGCGCCCGCCGGCGCCCGCGCUGCUGCCCAGUCCCGGGGCUCCAGGCGCGGCCGCCGCUCUGCCCGCCCGAGGGGCCGCCUGGAGCGCUGGCGCCGCGCCUCGGGCCCGGCUGCGGGGGCGCGGGCCGGCGGGGGCCGGGGGGCCGCCCUCAGCGCCCCCCGCGAGCCGAGGGACCUCGUGACCGAGCCCGCGGGACGGCGGCGGCUUCUCUCCGGGCGUGAGGACAUGCGUGUUGCCCCGUGUCUGUAGCGAUGACCUGCAGCUCAGCCCGGCGGCCGCGACCCACAUGAGACUAUGGGCUGCACCUCCGCCAAGCAUGUCGCCUCUGUCCAAAGCGAAGAGGAGGCCCAGAAGGGGAAGAGUUACCAGAACGGAGAUGUGUUUGGGGAUGAGUAUAGGAUCAAGCCCGUGGAAGAGGUCAAGUACAUGAAAAACGGGGCAGAAGAGGAGCAGAAGGUCGCUGCCAGGAACCAGGAAAACUUGGAGAAAAGUGCCAGUUCAAACGUCAGACUGAAAACCAGCAAGGAGAUUCCGGGCUUGGUGCACCAGCCUCGAGCCAACAUGCACAUCUCGGAGAGCCAACAGGAGUUUUUCCGGAUGCUGGAUGAGAAGAUCGAGAAGGGUCGCGAUUACUGUUCGGAAGAAGAGGACAUGACAUAGCGCCCACGCGACCCCUGGCCCCCCGGAGCGACUACUAUGUAAAUAGGCCACACCCCCCGUGGAACCGUUUCCUGCCAAGGAUUAGUGUCCGAUCCGACGACCCCUCCACGCCGAAGACGAUGGUUCUGUCGCCCGCGCCCCCCCCCCCCCAUCACCGUGCUCCUUCCACACGGGGCAGUGAGUGCUCCCGCCACAUGGACCGUUCUGGAACUUUUCUUGGGUCUCUUCCUGCCCACCCCCCCACCCCCGCGUCCGGGUUCUGGGGUCACCCCGGGAAAGAGACUUGUGCAUUUUGUUGCGGUUCUGCAGCCUGUUUGGGAGUGAGGCCGGGCCAAGCUCUGGAUUCGAAUCCUCGACUUCCCGAGACAGCCGUUCCCCCACCCCUGGGCUCCCGACGCCCCCCCCGGCCCCCCCCUUGGGGCAGCCGGCUCUUGCUUCCUUUGGGGCGUGAUGCUAAGUUUUGGGGGUGGGGAUGGCCAGGGCCUGGGCCUGUCUGCUCUCCGGGCUGACGUGGACGGCCGUGGGAGUCGGGGGAUCUGUGCCCCGGUCGCCGGCUGUGCCCGGAGGAAGUGUGAUUGCAAUCACUCCCCGACUUUUUUUCUAAGAAAAUAAACAUUUUACUGUUUUUAUGUA
This is a messenger RNA of Sorex araneus (European shrew), 1350 nucleotides long. It is a transcript of the gene CXH1orf21, whose product is annotated as chromosome X C1orf21 homolog. Bases 352 to 717 code for a protein of 121 amino acids. The record is from RefSeq and is a predicted model, not a curated record. Lineage: Eukaryota; Metazoa; Chordata; Mammalia; Eulipotyphla; Soricidae. The transcript is spliced from 6 exons.